AUGGUAGCCUUGUCCGAGGAAAUUAUUGAGCAUCGAGAUAUAGUGAGUUCGAUGUUUAAGGGAAUGGAAGAAGUGAAAGAGUCUCUGAACUAUGUACAAUUGUCCAAAGCGAUGUUUGAUGCAGCAAAAUCUGGAAACAUUAUGAUAUUAGAAAUCCUUCUUGAGUACCAUCCAGAUUUGCUAUUUGAAGUGAAUUCAGAACAGAGAAGUUUACUUCACAUUGCUAUUCUAUAUCAGCAAAGAGCUAUAUACCGACUAAUAUUAAGCAAGGGAGAUUCUAAGAAUGUGAUGACACAAUUAGUUGAUUUUGAGGGUAACAACGUUCUUCACUUAGCUGCAAAGCCGGUACCUAAACCAACAAUUGGAUCACCAACAGACCGUAUUAUAAUGCGUCGCCAGGCAUUCUUUCAGGCAGUGGAGAAAAUAGUUCCACCUGCAAUAAAAAGAAUGAGAAAUAAUGAGGGUUGUACUCCUGAAGAAGUAUUUUAUUUGUGUAACGAGGAGUUGCACAAAAAAUCUGUAUCUGGGGUGAAAAGUUCGGCAAAUACUUUACUAUUGGUGGUAACUCUUAUCAUCACCCUAGGGAUCACCGCAACUAUAACCAUUCCCGUCCAUGAUAUCGAUAGCACAAUUACUCCAAUUUUUUCCAAGAAGACAUGGUAUGCGUUGUUUUUAGUGUCAGUUUCAGUUGGAACAUACUUGUGUGGUUCAUCGUUGAUGUUCUAUUCAUCAAUUAUUCUUCCUUCAGGAGGAAGAGAUAAAAGGAAAAUAUAUGAGGCAGCUUCAGGAAAUUGGAGUGAGGGUGCAUCCUCUUUGCAUGGUUAUUGGUGGCGAAUUCCAAUCACUGAUAGUGGCAUUACAGCCCUACACACUGCUAUGGGAAUACACCCUUUUGUUCUAUUCUUCAAUUAUUCUUCUUCCCUCGAGGUGGCACUUUUUAACUCUCUUGCAUUCAUGUUCAUUGCCAUUGUUUCGGGUGACAUUGAUAUUUGA
Messenger RNA from Vigna unguiculata (cowpea), 993 nucleotides. RefSeq lists its product as uncharacterized. Gene Ontology annotation, cellular component: membrane. The record is from RefSeq and is a predicted model, not a curated record. Gene Ontology annotation, molecular function: protein binding. NCBI's taxonomy places the organism in Eukaryota, Viridiplantae, Streptophyta, Magnoliopsida, Fabales, Fabaceae.